AUGAGCAGUGUAGCGUCACAUGCUCUGGAACCCCAAAUCCCACCGCCAAACGCGAGCGAUAUCGCCGAAACUCCCCUUCCAGUCCACGCUAUAAUCCGAAGUAUUCAGUGUGCACGUUGUUCUCGACCCCUCCGUACGCCGCUGCGGCUUCCCUGCGGAAACUCGAUCUGUCGCUCCUGCCUUCCGCCGAUCCACCAACGGACAGGCAUCACAUACCCUGCGAACGAGGAGCGAAAGCAAGGUUUCCUAUGCUACUGGGGAAAAGAGGACAAAUGCACUGGAGAACAUUGCUUGGGUGACUGUGGCGCUGAUGUCUUAUUGAAUCGCCUAGUCGAUGUCUUCGAGGAGACUCUGGCAGACCGCGGAGCUAGUUCGGAGACUGAAAGUGGACAACAGGCCGGUGCGCCUACAAUGUUGUGGAAAACCUCUCGGGAUGCACUACACGGAGCGACUACCAAGUGCGAAAUUAUCGGGUUCGAUCUGCUAAAGGGCGUUUACGGUUUAGUUCAAGAGGGCCGCUUCGAUUAUGAUGCGUCGAAUGUGCACUAUUCGGUGGGGAACCGCGCCGAGACCGCGACCCAGCGUUCGUUCAUGAAGCUCAAGGAUGCGAUAAGGAGUGAGUUGGACUGUCAGGUGUGCUACUCGCUUAUACUGGAUCCGUUGACCACGCCGUGCGGCCAUACGUUCUGUCGCGACUGUGUUACUAUGGUGAUGGAUCACAGCGAUCUCUGCCCUGUUUGUCGCCGGAAGCUGAACAUGUCCGCAACUCCGCGAAGGGAGCCCAGUAACCUGAGGAUUUCGAGUAUUCUGAAGACUUUCUUUCCGGAGCAGUUGGCGAUGCGGAAAGAGGGUACUAAUGAUGACGCAGCUGCGGCUGAUGACGAACAGACGCUUCCUUUGUUUGUGAAUUCGCUGUCCUUCCCUACCAUGCCAACCUUCCUACAUGUCUUUGAGCCUCGAUAUCGCAUUAUGAUGCGGAGAGUUAUGCAAACGAGAGGUAAGAAGUUUGGCAUGGUCAUGUACAACCGCGGGAACCGGGCUCAGCCAGGGCUAGGAAGGUCAGAGUUCAUGCAAUACGGCACAGUCUUGAUGGUUGAUCGCUAUGAGCUUCUUCCGGACGGGAGGAGUCUAAUCAUCGCUACUGGCGUCUCACGCUUCAAAGUGAUCAGCGCGGAGUUGGUGGACGGCUACCAUGUUGGCAGAGUACAGCGCGUCGAGGAUGUCCCAGUCACCGAAGAAGAGCGGCUUGAGUCGUUGGCAACGUCGGCUACACUGGAAUUGCCAUCGACACCAGGGGAAAGUCCUGCGGAAAGACCUUUGGAAACCAUGCCGACCCAGCAGCUAUUUGAAUUGGUCUUGGAUUUCAUCGCAGAACAACGUCAGAAGGGGGUCGCGUGGCUCCAUCCACGUGUUCUGCUAGCAUACGGCGAUGCACCUACAGAUCCUGCUGUGUUUCCAUGGUGGCUUGCCAGCGUCUAUCCUUUGUGGGAAGAUGAAAAGUAUUCGUUAUUAUCUACAACAAGUGUCCGCGCACGCCUAGAGAUUGUUGCACGAUGGGUGAAGAAGGCAGGGUCUCGAGAAUGGCUGGCCCGUUCUCGUCCGUCUUUCUCUUCUGCCUUAUGA
Molecule: messenger RNA, 1623 nt
Organism: Aspergillus homomorphus CBS 101889
Lineage: Eukaryota; Fungi; Ascomycota; Eurotiomycetes; Eurotiales; Aspergillaceae
Product: putative ATP-dependent protease (CrgA)
Exons: 2
Coding region: 1-1623 (540 amino acids)
Source: RefSeq, a predicted model, not a curated record